GACCCCCUAUCCAGAGUUACGUCAAGAAUCCUGGACCAAAAGCCCCCAACAUGGACAUCAAGAUUGAGCAGCAGCAGCAACAACAACAGCAAGUGGAGCUGGGACCCUGUUCCCCAUCCGAGGUGCCCAAUGAUCCUGGAAAAAUGUUCAUUGGCGGCCUCAGUUGGCAGACAAGUCCAGAGAGCUUACGCGAUUACUUUGGACGUUAUGGUGAUAUCUCAGAGGCUAUGGUCAUGAAGGAUCCCACGACGCGCAGAUCCAGAGGCUUCGGCUUUGUCACAUUCAGCGAUCCAAAUAGCGUAGAUAAGGUACUCACCCAAGGCACACACGAGCUGGAUGGCAAAAAGGUCGAUCCGAAAGUAGCUUUUCCGCGCCGUGCACAUCCCAAGAUGGUGACGAGAACGAAGAAAAUCUUUGUGGGCGGCCUCUCGGCGCCCACCACACUGGAGGAUGUCAAAAGUUACUUCGAACAGUUUGGUCCGAUCGAGGAUGCCAUGUUGAUGUUCGACAAGCAGACCAAUCGGCACAGAGGUUUUGGCUUCGUUACAUUUCAAAGCGAAGAUGUGGUAGACAAAGUUUGCGAAAUUCAUUUCCACGAGAUAAACAACAAAAUGGUCGAAUGCAAGAAGGCGCAGCCCAAGGAAGUGAUGCUGCCAGCCAACUUGGCCAAGACACGGGCCGCCGGGCGUUCUGCAUACGGUGAGUUGGUAGUCUGGGGCAGCCACGCCCAUUCGACGGCGGCCACUACGGCCGCUGCCGGCCUGUUGCCGAGUAGUUUAGCCGCUGCCGCCUCCGUGCUGCAGCAGCACCAGCAGCAGCAGCAGCAACAGCAUCAACAGCAGAUGCAACAACAGCAGCAGCAACAUCAGCACCACCACCACCAGCAGCUACACUCACACACACCACAGUCGGCCACCCACCACACACCCCACUCCCAUGCCACCCACAACCACUUGCUCAGCUCGUUGCGCUACUCCCCCUACCCCCUGCCUGCUCAUCUUCAGGCUGCAGCCGUUGUGGCCGCCCAGCAACAGCAACAGCAGCAACAACAGCAAGUGCAGCAGCAACAACAGCAGCCCAGUUUGGCCCAAGUUGUGGCCGCGGCUGCUGGCGCUGCCCCUGGCCUCCUGCCGCUCACCACUCCCACCCCUGCUGCCACGCCCUCCUUGCUGCAAUACGCCGCGGCAGCCAACGCCCUUCCAGGUCAAAGCAAUACCGCUCUGGCGAACUCUCUGUAUGCCGAUGCCGCGGCAGUGGUUGGCUACAAACGCCUUCUGGCCGCCGCCGCAGUGAGCAGCGGCCUGAGAACGCCGGCCACCGCUCUGGGCGCCUUAACGGCAGCUGCUGCCAAUGCCCCAGCAGCCGCGGCAGCUGCAGCUGUGGCGCAGCAAGCUCAGUUGCGACAAAAUGCCGCACUUGCAGCAGCCCAUUAUCCGCUAAGCGAGCUCCUGGCCAUGCCCGGGGGUCUCGAGAUCGGGGCGGGAGCCAAUACGGCGGCAGCAGCAGCGGCCUCACUGUAUCAGUUGCCUGGAAUCUGACCACCCAGGCCACAGUGAGCCC
This is a messenger RNA of Drosophila bipectinata, 1560 nucleotides long. It is a transcript of the gene Rbp6, whose product is annotated as RNA-binding protein 6. Gene Ontology annotation, molecular function: mRNA binding. Gene Ontology annotation, cellular component: cytoplasm. Gene Ontology annotation, biological process: regulation of translation. The record is from RefSeq and is a predicted model, not a curated record. Lineage: Eukaryota; Metazoa; Arthropoda; Insecta; Diptera; Drosophilidae.